GCCAGCCUGCCGGACCCACCAGAGGGGCCCAUCAGGGGAAAGCCCUUCCUGUCUCAGGGGAAUGGAACUUCCGCUCUGGACGGAGAGCAGCAGGCUCCUGGCUCCCGGUCCCACUGCUGCCCGGCCCAGCGGCACCACAGCACGGUGAGGCCCCAGGAAGCUGCUGAGACGGUGCAGUCAUGAAGGCCCGAAGGGCCAGUGCCCCGGUGCUCCUACCUUUGUUGCUCCUGACUCUGAUUUCUGUCUCCUGCGCCCAGAGCAGCUGCACUGGGUACCCAGCCAUCCCAGGCAUCCCGGGCAUCCCCGGGGUACCAGGCUCCGAUGGCAAACCUGGGGCUCCAGGGAUAAAGGGAGAGAAAGGGCGCCCGGGGCUAGCUGGAGACCAUGGCGAGUUUGGAGAGAAGGGGGACCCAGGGAUUCCUGGGAAACCAGGAAAAGUGGGCCCCAAGGGCCCCGCUGGCCCUAAAGGUUCCCCAGGGCUCCUUGGACCCCGUGGCCCCAAGGGUGAAUCAGGAGACUAUAAGGCCACACAGAAAAUUGCCUUUUCUGCCACAAGGACCAUCAACAGUCUCCUGAGAAGAGACCAGGCCAUCCGUUUCGACCACGUGAUCACCAACGUGAACAACAACUACGAACCUCGAAACGGCAAGUUCACCUGCAGGGUGCCCGGCCUUUACUACUUCACCUACCACGCCAGCUCUCGAGGGAACCUGUGCGUGAACCUCGUCCGGGGCCGGGAGCGUGUGCAGAAGGUGGUCACCUUCUGCGACUACGUUCAGAACACCUUCCAAGUCACCAUGGGCAGCGUGGUCCUCAAGCUGGAGCUGGGGGAGAUCGUCUUCUUGCAGGCCACCGAAAAGAACUCCCUGCUGGGCAUCGAAGGUGCCAACAGCAUCUUCUCUGGGUUCCUGCUCUUCCCGGAUGUAGAGGUGUGACCUGUGGGCCUGAUUUGCUCCCCUGCCUACUCCCUCCCCUGCCUACAGUGCUCACUUUAUCCCCAACUCUACCCCCACCCCAGCCAAAGCACAGAGUAGGGCCCCAUGGAUAUUGCUGAGUGAACAAGUAAAUAAACUCUUCCAGUCCAAGGGA
Messenger RNA from Manis javanica (Malayan pangolin), 1089 nucleotides. RefSeq names its product complement C1q B chain (gene C1QB). NCBI's taxonomy places the organism in Eukaryota, Metazoa, Chordata, Mammalia, Pholidota, Manidae. The record is from RefSeq and is a predicted model, not a curated record. Gene Ontology annotation, molecular function: protein binding.